AUUCACCAUGCCGUUUAAGGGGUUCACUACCUUCAAAGAAAAAUUCCUGAAGCCUGGAAAGGAGGGUGUGAAGAAUGCGGUUGGAGACUCGCUGGGCAUUUUCCAAAGAAAAAUUGAUGGGACCAACGUAGAGGAAGACCACAUUGAGCUGAAUGAAGAGGGGCAGCCAGUGCAGGUUCCAACUCAGAGUGGCCCGCGAUGUGACUGCUAUUGCUGUGGGGUACCCAAGCGCUACAUCAUUGCCAUCAUGAGUGGCCUGGGUUUCUGCAUUUCUUUUGGGAUUCGCUGCAACCUUGGCGUUGCCAUUGUGGAGAUGGUCAAUAAUAGUACUGUGUAUAUAGAUGGGAAGCCAGAAGUCCAGAGUGCCCAAUUUAAUUGGGACCCAGAGACAGUUGGACUCAUCCACGGAUCUUUUUUCUGGGGCUAUAUAAUGACACAAAUUCCAGGAGGCUUCAUCUCAAAUAAAUUUGCUGCAAAUAGGGUAUUUGGAGCUGCUGUUUUCUUAACGUCGACCCUGAAUAUGUUCAUCCCUUCUGCAGCUCGAGUGCAUUAUGGCUGUGUUAUGCUGGUCAGGAUUCUACAGGGUCUGGUGGAGGGUGUUACUUACCCAGCAUGCCAUGGGAUGUGGAGUAAGUGGGCACCCCCACUCGAAAGAAGCAGAUUGGCAACUACCUCUUUCUGUGGUUCAUAUGCCGGGGCAGUGGUUGCCAUGCCAUUGGCUGGAGUAUUAGUGCAGUAUAUUGGAUGGUCCUCGGUCUUUUAUAUUUAUGGGAUGUUUGGGAUUAUUUGGUACAUGUUUUGGUUGCUGCAUGCCUAUGAGUGCCCUGCUUCUCACCCAACUAUCUCUGAGGAAGAGCGCACCUACAUAGAGACAAGUAUAGGAGAAGGCUCCAACCUGGUCAGUCUAGAGAAAUUUAAUACACCCUGGAAACGGUUUUUCACAUCAAUGCCCGUUUACGCCAUCAUUGUGGCCAACUUUUGUCGGAGUUGGACCUUCUAUUUAUUGCUGAUCAGUCAGCCUGCUUACUUUGAAGAAGUCUUUGGCUUUGCAAUAAGCAAGGUGGGUCUUUUGUCUGCAGUCCCACAUAUGGUCAUGACAAUCAUUGUGCCCAUUGGAGGACAGUUGGCUGAUUAUUUAAGAAGUAGAAAGAUUUUAACAACAACAGCUGUUCGCAAAAUCAUGAAUUGUGGAGGUUUUGGCAUGGAAGCCACCUUACUCUUAGUGGUUGGUUUCUCUCAUACCAAAGGUGUGGCCAUCUCCUUCCUAGUGCUGGCUGUAGGAUUCAGUGGCUUUGCAAUUUCAGGAUUUAACGUUAACCACUUGGAUAUUGCCCCACGCUAUGCCAGCAUUCUUAUGGGGAUCUCCAAUGGUGUGGGGACCCUUUCUGGAAUGGUUUGCCCUCUUAUUGUUGGUGCAAUGACUAAACACAAGACUCGGGAAGAAUGGCAGAAUGUCUUCCUCAUAGCUGCUCUGGUACACUACAGUGGCGUGAUCUUCUAUGGUGUCUUUGCUUCCGGGGAGAAACAGGAAUGGGCAGAUCCAGAGAAUCUCUGUGAGGAAAAGUGUGGCAUUAUUGACCAAGAUGAGUUGGUGGAAGAGAUGGAACUGAACCACGAGACUUUUGUUUGUCCGAGGAAAAAAAUGUCCUAUGGGGCAACCGCUCAGAAUAGUGAAAUCCAGCGAAAUGAGUGGAGGAGACAGAGGGGACUGAUGAUGGAUGAGGAAGAGCAGUCAUCCUAUCAGUAUGAAGGGGAAUACUUCCCAGACACGUCCUAGUGUAAGAAAAUGUCCAGUUGUUUCAGCAUUGCAGGCCUCCGCGUAUCAUGAAACCAGACACUAUAGUAUCCAUAGCUAUUGCUUCCUCCCUAGCAGAUCUUGCCAAGAUAUUGAGUGCUAUAGGAUAAAAAGAAAAGACAUGAGACCCCAUGUUUGGUGAAGAGGCAACAAUGAUGUGGGAAGCUACAGAUCUGCUCUCAUUCUCUUGAGCUAGAGAGAUGUGGAUUUGAGUCCUACCUCUAAUAUAUACUGGCUCUGUGACCCUGGACAAAUCAUUCAAUCAUUUUCUAGGAGUUUUCUUAGAUUUUAAGGUGCAAAGCCAGUGUCCAUCCCCAUUGGUAGAGGUUUCCUAAUAGGUGCUCCCUAUGCUAAUGAAAUCAUAAUUCUACUCCAGUAUUUAUUUAGGAGAUAGAUUAGCCACUUUCCUUCUUUUCUUCCUUUCUUCCUUCAAGUUCCUUUCUUCGUUUUUUCAUUUUUCCCUUUUCUUUUUCUUCUUUCCUUCCUUCCUCUUCCCUCCUUCUUUCCCUACCUUUUCUUCCCUCCCUCUUUCCCUACCUUU
This is a messenger RNA of Antechinus flavipes (yellow-footed antechinus), 2336 nucleotides long. It is a transcript of the gene SLC17A8, whose product is annotated as solute carrier family 17 member 8. Lineage: Eukaryota; Metazoa; Chordata; Mammalia; Dasyuromorphia; Dasyuridae. Gene Ontology annotation, biological process: synaptic transmission, glutamatergic; monoatomic anion transport; transmembrane transport. The coding region runs from base 8 to 1777 and encodes 589 amino acids. The record is from RefSeq and is a predicted model, not a curated record. Gene Ontology annotation, molecular function: L-glutamate transmembrane transporter activity; neurotransmitter transmembrane transporter activity. The transcript is spliced from 12 exons. Gene Ontology annotation, cellular component: excitatory synapse; synaptic vesicle membrane.